Molecule: messenger RNA, 7263 nt
Organism: Haplochromis burtoni (Burton's mouthbrooder)
Lineage: Eukaryota; Metazoa; Chordata; Actinopteri; Cichliformes; Cichlidae
Gene: ikzf2
Product: IKAROS family zinc finger 2
Exons: 6
Coding region: 4018-5586 (522 amino acids)
Biological process (GO): regulation of transcription by RNA polymerase II
Molecular function (GO): DNA-binding transcription factor activity; RNA polymerase II cis-regulatory region sequence-specific DNA binding
Source: RefSeq, a predicted model, not a curated record
GUAUUUCGCUUUGGUGUGCAUAUUUCAAAACAGGUAGCAUGUUGUUGAUGAUCUGUGGGGACUUUUAGGUCUUCAUUUGGGGUUUGCGCUUGCAGGAACACACAGGCGAAUAGUCUUGGAGGUGGAAAAAAGAAAUGGAGGCUCUUUUUCUCCCUGCCUGUCGGUGCGUCACUUCUGAAAUAAUAUUUUUAUAAUUAUAUAUCUUUCAAAAGGCAUACAUCUUUGGAGGAUACUAGAUGGAAAUUGUCAUUGCUCCCAUAUAUUUUGACUUUUUCCUAGGUUUGGCGAGGCACUGUGUACUGUGGGUGAAAAUUUAGGUCAAGUAGUCUACCUUUAUGUCACACAUCAUCACAGUCUCACUCAGUACUCUUCCACAUGUACACAGCUACCCUACUACACUAAUUCUUAGCACCCCCUGUUACAUAUAAACACUCUGUUUACACGUUUUCCAAAAUCUCUGGGAAAUUAUUUUACAAAUAUAACAAAAAAAUUGAGUGUAGUGGUUUGUAAUUCCUACGUUAAAAAAAAAUACAAAGACAACGUAUCAAACGUUAAAAUGUUAAAAGGGAGACAUUAUAUUGUUCUCAUGUAUUUGUUUGUUUUAAGACACAUAGAUUAAUUUCGAACUUUAUGGCAGCAACAUAUUUCAAAUAAUUUAGGAAAGGGACAUGUUUACCUCUGUGUUGCAUCCCGACGUCUGCUAACACUACUCAUAACCAUUUAGCAUACUAUAAAAAAAUGCCUUUCUAGUCUUGCUAGAUAAAAGACGCAACUUUCUCGAUGCUUUGUUUUGCGUUUUAAAAAAUCUUUUAACUGUCUAUUUUUUAUUUUAUUUUUAUCUGCAGCCUUCUCAACUUAGCAUCAAGCCUCUUUUACUUCAAAGCCUCGCUGUUGUCAUAAGUACAGAAUGUCGUGUGGUAUCGAUUUGCUGAUAUAAGCAAGGUCUGUUCUGCAAAAGAUGCUGGUUAUGGUUAUGCUGCAAAAGAAAACUAAAAGCAGAAAACUGUGUAUAACACUCAUUGUAAGAAAUGCCGUGUGCACUUAUGAAUCCCCAUAUGGUUUUGCUUUGGAACGGCACACAAGACAGUUUUCCAUCUCAUUUCUGUCCAUCUUAUAUGAACUCAGGUCAAAACAAAGUGCUAGUGUUUUUAAAUCUUGUUUAUAUGGGCAACACUUUUUUAAAUUUUACUUUUUUACUUUUUUUUGCAUAGUAAUGUUGCUAAAGUGUGUUCCACAGUGAUAGUGGUUUUCAGUAGUAUCCUGAGAUUAUGUAAUGAUUUCCUCUGGGCACGCGAACAGAUUUCUCCAGAGUCUGUAGGUCUUUCAACAACUAUCGAUGUAGGAUUUUGUAAGUGAAAAACCUCCCCAUCUUUACUUCUGUGGGAGUCCAACUAAUCUGGGAUGUUCGUAAUAGCUUGUCUUCUCCAGCCGUUUGUUGUCCCCGAUCUUCCUUUUUCCAAAUGUGUGGCUGGUAUAAAACUCAGAAAUUGCCUAUAUUUGACAAAUUGAAUAAGUAUGUAUGAUAUUGACACUUAAAACAAGUUAUAAGAGCAGAAAUUCCAUUUGCUAUCCUGAGACAAUGAUUGGACUUUAUAAGCUAUGCUCACUGUGUGUUAGUGAAGUCAGCAAUUAUUACACCUACAAGUUUCAUGUGUACACAUUUGUUCCUUUCCAUUUGCCAACACAUUAAAUCAUGUCAAUUUUGUAUAUUACUCAAAGAACAUUUUCUUCCGUAAGAUUAAAGUGUUUGAUAUCCUAAUCUGUUCAUACAGAUUUGACUCAGCAAACCAGGGGCACCAACGCAAACCUCAGUCCAUGAAAGCAUACGUGUGUGUCUGAGUCUAUUAUUUACCCAUCCCAAAUGUAUUAUCUAUCAGCCAGUAAAACGUUAAAAGUUUGUGUCUGCAAACUCACUGGUUGUGAUAUCUAUGUAUCUAUGUAUCGAUUGAUAUAGAUUUAUAUUUCAAGGGGAUUCUACUGGAUUCAGUUCAGUUAACCAAUUUUCAUUCUCAAGAAACCAGUUUGAGAUGAUUUCAGCUUUGUGAUAUGUACUGUGGUCAUAAAUGGAUGGAAAUGGUCAGUAACAAUCCCAAGAUAGACAGUGGCAUUUAAACAAUGCUCAAUUGGUACUAAAGGGCCCAAAGUGUGCUAAAAAAAUUAUUCCCCACCAUCACAGCACCACCACCACCACCAGCCUGAGUCACUGAUAUAAGGUAGAAUGGAGCCACACUUUUAUGUUGUUCAAAUGAAAUCGCAACCUAUAAAUCUGAGUACUGAGGCAGAAAUUGAAACCUAUAACUUUCCAAUCAUUUGUUGUCGAGUUGUGGUUAGCCUGUUUAAACUCUAGCCCUCCGUUUUCUGUUCUCAACUAACAGAAUGGCAGCCAGUGUCAUCUUCUACUCUACUGUAGCCCAUCUGCUUCAACGUUUAACAUGAUGUGCACUCAGCGAUGUUCUUUUGCAUACCUUGUUGUAACAAGUAGUUAUUUGAGUUACUGUUUCCUUCAGAUUCAAGCUGUCUGGCCAUUGUCCUCCGACCUCUGUCAUAAAACAAAACAUUUUUUACAGAGAACUGCCAUUUGCUGGAUUUUUUUUGGACAUACUGUAUUCAAAGUCACUUAAAUCACUUUUUUUCUCCUAUUCUGAUGCUCAGUUUAAAUUUUAGCAGGUUGUCAUGCAACAUAUACAUAUACAUUGAAUUGCUGCAUGCGACUGGAUUGAAUUAGAUAUGUCUGUUAAAGAUAGAUAGAUAGAUAGAUAGAUAGAUAGAUGGAUAGAUAGAUAGAUAGAUAGAUAGAUAGAUAGAUAGAUAGAUAGAUAGAUAGAUAGAUAGAUAGAUUUGGGAUUACCUAGAUUACCAUGGUACUGUUAGGUGUCUGACAGCAUCUGUUACAGUAAUGGAAAAUCCUCCAUGACAAAUCUGGGCCACUCCUGUCUCCAGGACAGUAUUGCCAAGGGAUAGCCAACGUUGGUCACCUGAGAUUUCCUCCAACCCCAACCUGUGCAACCUGAGCCUAGGCCCAGGGAUUGUGUCUUGGACAGCAUCUCCCAGUAAGCCCACUCAGUGAGGCUGUAACUACAAUGGAACAAUGCCACAGAAAAAGCUUGUCAAGUUAAGAGGAGCUGUAAAAGAGAGAAAAGAUCUGACACAGAUUUCUUUUUUCAUGUAUGCGGGGUCACUUUAGACAUAUUCAGAAAAAACAAAUUGUAACAGUGCACCAUUGUAGCAAUUCACAGGAAGCAUCUAUCAUAUUCUUUUGAUUUUUUACAGAGAUUCCAUAGCUGCAGCUAUCCUUUUUAAAUCGGACUGAUAGUGUGGUGACACCACAAUGGAUACUUUACAGUAUUUCUCACUGUGGCUCCUAAGGGGUCAGAAGGGGUGUUUGCCUGUUGCUACUGCAUUGUUCUAGUGACCCUGAUGGGGCCAUGCUGUAAGGGGAUAAGGGAUUGGUUUGCUCUCCCUCUGAGUGGACACCGGGCUAUCCAUAGCCCGAGUUCUGUACAAACUGCUGAGAGAAUGCAAUUUGAUCUACAUUUGCUGAACAUUAUAAUCACAUAGGUGGGUAAAAACUUUUGGGUAGUUUGGUUUUGCAUUCUGGAUGUUGACUACCUUAAUGACUAUUCAAAAUAGGUCUUGAAAUAGAUCUGAGUAUGAAGAAAUUAAUCAUUUUCAAUCUGAGAAGGCAAACAGCAGAAGGCUUCUUCAUCUUAUUCAGUAUGUCAAAUCGAGACAUUAUAUUUAUUUCUGUUCUAUUGUCACUAUAUUUACCUGCAUUAAGAUCAUAGACCAGAAAUAAGCAUGCGGUAAGGUCUGGUAUUUUGCUGUCACAGUCUCUAAUGUCAUCCUCAAUAACACAAUUUAUUUUUCUCAACAGCAACUUUCUCAAUCUUAACCUCAGUCUUUGAAACCUUUUGAUGUAACAUAACCAAUUAGUUGCAUAUUUAACACAAUCAAGAAAACUGGCAUUUUUCACAUAACAGUGGCAUUUGUUGUUCAAGUACCGUAUUCUACAGCACAAUGCAGAUUGCAGUGUUUCUGUGUCUCCCAGGUAACGGCAAAUGCUCUCCUGGUAAGGAGAACUCGAGAAUGUUGGCGGAUAUAUCAGCACCUAAUGGAGAGACAGUUCCUCAGGGUCCUAAUUCCCCUGGUGAACUGACAAUUAAGCAAGAAGAAGAAAUCAUGGAUGAGUCUGACAACAGAAGUCCAGCAGUGGAAGAAAUAGGCCAAACAGGGGAAGAAGGAGUAGCACUAGAGGAAUCCAUGAGUGGCAGCCCAAGCAACGUACAGGAUGGGUUAUCUGGGCCAAAUGUGACAGCCGAAUCAGGAAAUCGACCAAACGGAGACAGGCCGUUCCAGUGCAACCAGUGUGGUGUGUCGUUCACCCAGAAGGGAAACCUGCUACGACACAUCAAACUCCAUACAGGUGAAAAACCCUUCAAAUGCCCCUUCUGCAGCUACGCCUGCCGGAGGCGCGAUGCCCUCACUGGUCAUUUGCGCACUCAUGCUGUCGGCAAACCGCACAAGUGUAACUACUGUGGGCGGAGUUACAAACAGCGGACAUCUUUAGAGGAACAUAAAGAGCGUUGCCAUGGUUACCUGCAGGGUAUCGGCUUGGAUCCUAAUGUCAACAGUGGGCCUUACACAGGUGACGUUCCAAAAGAGCCAAGGCCCAUGCCAGAGCCCACCAUGGCCACCUUUGAUCGGCCACCUGUUAUUGAAAGACUGCAUAGCAAUGUAGGCAAGAGGAAGAGCACCACACCUCAGAAAUUUGUGGGUGAAAAGAUGCCUCGCUAUAGCUAUCCUGAUAUGAGCUAUGACAUGGCUGUUAAGUAUGAGAAGCAGUCUGAAAUGAUGCCACCCCACAUGAUGGACCAGGCUAUCAACAAUGCCAUCACAUACCUGGGAUCAGACACCCUACGCCCCAUGCUCCAACAUCCAGGUCCUCCACUUUCUAUGGCUGAGGUGGUGCCUAUUGUGAACCCACUCUUCCCCCAUGUCCUGCCACUGAGCCAACGAACAGAACGUUCAGGAAACUGUGACACACUACCAACACAGCCGCCUCAGCCCCAUGAGUUCCCCAGUCAUCCCACCUCAAAUGGCCCCACUGGUUUAACAAGGCCAGGUAAGCAUCCCCAACAAGGGCAAGAGGAGUCACCCAGCAACAGUGGUGUUGAAUCUGCUGACUCAGCUCGCAGCAGCCCUCAGGAAAGGCAGGGAUACCAUGGCAGCAAUGCCCCCGUGGGCCUCAGGUCUCGUGGCAGUCCAGCAGUGGUCUUUUCAGGUGAGCGGAUGAGAGAUGCAUCACCUAGAAGUGGGGCAGGAUUCGGGGUUGGGAUAAUGCGACUGGCAACAGAGAGGCCUGUGAGCCAGGAAGGGAUACGGGUGUUUGGACGGGAGGGCCAGGAAUUAAGGGCCUUCCAGUGUGAGCACUGUCGAGUGCUCUUCCUGGACCAUGUCAUGUACACCAUCCACAUGGGUUGCCACGGAUACAGAGAUCCACUGGAGUGCAACAUCUGUGGUCACCGGAGCAAGGACCGCUAUGAGUUCUCCUCUCACAUAGUACGGGGUGAACACACCUUCCAGUAAGAGGAUGGGUAGAAAAUUGAGGGAUAGACAAAGAAGUGAAAGGAGCAAUACCCUGAUAUCCGUCCUUAUCUCCUCUGAGACUGCAUUGUUGAAUGGCAUUGUAGACAAGUGUAGCACAAUCACAGACUUUCUUUUUAAGCUACUUAUUGCGAAUCUGAACAGUUUAACAAUCACAUGAAGGUAUGGGCCAAAGACACAUUUUGUACUAUUUAAUUGCGAUUAAUGUAAAGGAAGGACUUUUUUUUUUCUCAAAAUCUUACUAGAUUCUAUAUUAGAGCAGCUGUCAAAGGGCAUUGACAAGUGUUUUUCUUUUUUUCAUUUUAGUCUAUUCUGAAGUAUAUUCUUUUGUGUUUUCCCUCUCAUCAUGCUUUUAACCGUUUUCAUUCUGAAGACAUAAUGCAUGCAUAUAGAUGGUAUAUUAGAACUUGUUUCUGCCCUGUGGGCUCAGUGUGGUUGAUAAAAAUCAGUUUCAGAUUACUAGACAAACGUCAAGGCUGCAGGUGGUGUAUAAUGUCACUGAAAAAAAUCACUAUGUUUGACAAAAUAGUAGCACUUAUUCAUUAUUGUACUUAUAAAAAUUUGAUCAUUGAUGCUAUCAGAUGUUAGUAAAUAUACUGAAUGCAUUCUGGUUCUAUUCUCAGUGGGUAUGCAAGUGCAUUGCUGCCUAGAUUUAGAAAAUGCUAUUAGCCCCCAUAAAUAUAUACACCACCUUAUCACAUUUUGUAAUUCAGAGUAAAUUGUCUUGCAUAUCAUUAUAAACAAUGAUAAACAAUGUGAUUUCCUGUGCAAAAGCUCAGGAGAGUCUUUUAGCUAUUGCUAUCUGCCUAUCUGAUAAUGAGCAGUUGAAAAUAUUGAAGGCAUUAUUAUUGUAUUAUGUUACUUUAACUCUCUGCAAAUGGUGCAUGUUUUAGCUUACCAUAUCAUACCACCCAUGUUUUUCCAUCUCUCAGGGGCUUGUAAAGCAUUUGUGAACCAUUAGCGCAGAUAAAGAAAACCACCAACUUCCUGUUGGUGGCUUGUCUAUUUUGUAAUUUUAAAAUCCUGCCAAAUAAAAAAGAGACUAUCUAAAGCAACAUAUGAAAAUGACUUUAGGGCAGUGUUUAAGCUGGUAAACAUAGUUGAAAUAUCUUGAUUGGGGAAAAAAAAGUGUUCUCCUCUGUUUAAGAGAAAAACAUGUUGAAAAGCACAAUGUCUAAUGUGUUCUUGAGGUUGCUUAACAGAGCACUGGAAACACAAUGAAUUAUCUCAAAUAUUUAUCUAAGACAAAUUUCAGUUUGUCUUACAUUUUGAAAUGAUCCUAUUUAUAGUUCAUGAAACUGAAAUUGUUGCUUAUAUUGAGACAUAUUUUUCUCUGUUAUAAUCAGUCACCAUUUAAAUGCAAAAGGACAUAAGAAAAAUCACUCUGAAAGUUAAACAUAAAAACUGUUGCCUAGUCAUUCUUGUUGUAUCUGUGACUUUUAAAAGUUCAGUUGAGGGCGUCUUUUUUCAAUUGUUUUCUUUCUCUAACCUUUCAGGGUAAGAUGUCCAAAUACCUUUUUAAUUUCCUUUGUACUUCUGCGGAAUACUACUGUGUCCUGUUGACUCAGACAUUGUGUUGCUUACAGUUUGAGUGCACUGCUAUAUUCUUAAACUUUGAGUAUAAAAAAAAACAACUGUCAGAAAUGUUGUCCACAUGGA